Molecule: messenger RNA, 231 nt
Organism: Triticum turgidum subsp. durum (durum wheat)
Lineage: Eukaryota; Viridiplantae; Streptophyta; Magnoliopsida; Poales; Poaceae
Source: the annotation of a GenBank genome assembly
AUGACGUUGUCGAGGCUGGGACGGGCAGGCGAGGGCGGAGGGAGGAAGGGGACAUGGGGAAGGCGGCGCACCUUUAGCACCGGUCGUGCCCGAUCUCCGCCGUCUUGCCGUAGUUGCAGACAUAUUGGUUGCCGAUCCAGCGCCUCUGACCACUUCAUCGCCCCGUCAACACCAGGCCGGUCCUUCGAUGGGCAUGAAGACAGAUCAGGAGUGGAGAGUAAGAAGGAUUAA